CUCCCUGGCGCAGGUGAAGGCGGGGCGGAGUCGCUUUCAGUUUCGGGCAUUGUGGGAAGGCAGGAUGGGCGGCGGGGCGCGCACCUGGCACUGAGGGGGCAGCCGGGGCGAGCCGCCCGGAGCAGUGACCAUGAUACGCUUUAUACUGCUGUUCAGCCGACAAGGGAAAUUAAGACUUCAGAAGUGGUACAUAACGUUACCUGACAAAGAAAGGAAAAAGAUCACACGGGAAAUUGUUCAGAUUAUUCUGGCUCGCAGUCAAAAGAUGAGCAGUUUUGUCGACUGGAAAGACCUAAAGCUAGUUUACAAAAGGUAUGCUAGUUUAUAUUUUUGCUGUGCAAUAGAAGACCAGGAUAAUGAGCUGCUGACACUAGAGGUUGUUCAUCGUUAUGUAGAACUACUGGACAGGUAUUUUGGAAAUGUGUGCGAGCUGGAUAUUAUCUUUAAUUUUGAAAAGGCUUAUUUUAUUCUUGAUGAGUUUAUAAUGGGUGGAGAAAUACAGGAAACAUCAAAGAAAUCAGCAGUGAAAGCCAUAGAAGAUUCUGAUAUGUUACAAGAGACAAUGGAGGAAUAUAUGAACAAACCUGCAUUUUAACUUUAAAACCUCCUGGAGGGACAGAGAUGCUGCUUACUAUCUGUAAAAUUCACUUGUUGAAAUUGCUUUUCUAUGUGCCAGAGCCUCUGAGAAAUACCAAAAACCAAUAACUAAAGGGAUUUGUAUAUUAGUCAAAAUGAAGGUCAGCCCCAAUAAUGUAUAUUGUUCUAUAUAGGAGUUUCUUAAAACUGUUAUUACACUUAAUCUAGCCACUAUCCUCCUCCUAGACUAAAAACUAGUUUUUAUACAAUGGCUUUUAGCUAUGAACUUUUUCAGUCUAAGAAAAUAUUUGCAAAAGAUAUUUAUACUAGUUUUGGUCCAUCAUUGAUUGCAUCAGUAUACUUUUGUAAUAGUAUAUUUUUUGAAUGUAAUGAUUAUUCUGGUCUAAUAAUAAUAAUUUUUCUUAAA
Mauremys reevesii (Reeves's turtle) is the source of this 1003-nucleotide messenger RNA. RefSeq names its product adaptor related protein complex 1 subunit sigma 3 (gene AP1S3). Lineage: Eukaryota; Metazoa; Chordata; Testudines; Geoemydidae. The transcript has 5 exons. Gene Ontology annotation, biological process: vesicle-mediated transport; intracellular protein transport. Gene Ontology annotation, molecular function: clathrin-cargo adaptor activity. Bases 131 to 595 code for a protein of 154 amino acids. Gene Ontology annotation, cellular component: intracellular membrane-bounded organelle; AP-1 adaptor complex; membrane coat. The record is from RefSeq and is a predicted model, not a curated record.